This is a messenger RNA of Fundulus heteroclitus (mummichog), 2395 nucleotides long. It is a transcript of the gene ppp1r3b, whose product is annotated as protein phosphatase 1, regulatory subunit 3B. Gene Ontology annotation, biological process: regulation of glycogen biosynthetic process. NCBI's taxonomy places the organism in Eukaryota, Metazoa, Chordata, Actinopteri, Cyprinodontiformes, Fundulidae. Gene Ontology annotation, molecular function: glycogen binding; protein phosphatase 1 binding. The transcript is spliced from 2 exons. Gene Ontology annotation, cellular component: protein phosphatase type 1 complex. Bases 172 to 1068 code for a protein of 298 amino acids. The record is from RefSeq and is a predicted model, not a curated record.
GAUCACUCCGCCUGCGCACGCCCUCAUUGGCUGCGUGGAAGUGUUCACGUGCGGCCUGCGUGGGGCUUUGAACGCCACACAGAAAAGUGGGGGGCCGUGGUUCCUCUGACAGCGGAGCGGGGCGGCGGGCGGCUUCAGGUGUGCCGGUGAGGACGGAACCGGGACCGGCAGAUGUUCCUCAGAACCUGCUCCAGCGCUCUGUGCAUGUUUCCUCCUGAGCCCGACAUGCCGAUGGACAUGGCCAUCCCCUUCUACCUGUCCAAGGAGGAGUUCGUCUUCACGAGCGCCUCCACGGUACACCCGUCGGCCCGCAGCUCCUGCCUCAGGUUCCAGCGCCCGAGCUGCGUCAGCACCACCGGGCCUGGAGAUGGCGCCGUCAUCAACAAAGACGCCAAGAAGAAGAAACGCGUCACGUUUGCCGACCACAAAGGCCUGUCCCUCACCAGGGUGAAGAUCUUCUCCAAGUUCACGGACCCCAUAGAGAUCCCUGUGAACAUCCAGGAGAUGUUGAGCUCCAAGCUCACGCUGUCGUCCGCUGAGGAGGACAAACUGGUGCUGGACUUCACUCAGCCCUCCUCAGACUACCUGCUGUUCCGCCACAACCUGGAGAAGAACCUGGUGAGCCUGGAGCACUGCGUGCUGAAGGAGAAGGCCUUUGCAGGAACCAUCAAGGUGAAGAACGUGUCCUUUGAGAAGUCCGUCAUGCUGCGGGUGACCUUCGACUCGUGGAGGAGCCACACGGAUGUGAUCUGCGAGUACGUGAAGGACGCCUACCCCACCUCCUACAGCGACACCUUCUCCUUCGAGGUGUCUCUGCCGGCGGAGCUGCGGCCCAACGAGCAGGUGGAGUUCGCCGCGUGUUACAGGGUCGGCGGCGGCGAGCACUGGGACAGCAACCAGGGCCGCAACUACCGCAUCGUCUGGUCCCACAUGAGGAAGAGCCGCCACUCAGACUCCUCCCACUUCGGCAUCCACUUCGACCGCUACGGCAGCCCCACCUGUUCGCACGGGCUCUUCCCUGAUUGGCCGAGCUACGCCGGCUACGAGAACAUCGGGCCGUACUACUGAACACGCGGCGGUUUUUAAGUUGCUCGUUGUCCCCGAUGACUUGCUGGUUUUUAGAACUGUUUCUGUAACGUUGGGUCGCACGUGAAGUCCGUUUCAGAGCCGCUGCUGGAUCAAAGCACAGACCGUACCUGGUCAGGUGUUCUCUACCUCCUCAUCAUUCCACAUCAGAUUUUAAGCUUCGCCUCGUCACAGGAACUGUAGCCGACCGACCAAACCUCCACGGACGCGCUCAGGUUUUACCUCCGUGUCCGGACCAGCCGGAGCUGCUAACAGGAAGUCCGGCUGUUUUUAAUCCCACGCUUCGUUAAAGAUCACCGAGCACCUGAGGUGUCCUGCUGCCACGCAUCCUAAAAGGGACAUUUUUAAGCUGGACUGGGACAGGUUGGGGUUCAGGAAGAUGUUGCUGGGCAGGAGGGACAAAGACGUCCCAGCCGCACUAACCCGGACCAGAGGGAAGUCGCCUCUUUGGCUCAUCUUGUUUUCUGCCUGGUUAGUUCAGGAACAAAGUAUUAAAGCAACGCUGGACGCUACAGGCAGCGCCUCCAGAGACGACCAGAAGCAUGAAACGGUUCUUGUAGCCGAGGAUCCCAGCCGGUUCCUGCGGUUGGCUCUCCUUUCUCUGCUGUUUGCUUCAGGCGGUUCCCCCGUCAGCCGGAACCUGUCGGCAGCGGAAGGAGAGUUUCAGUCUGUGCCGGCGGCCUCGUUUUAUUAGUGACCCUGAAAAGUCCAAAUUUUGCUUUCUUUUACCUUAAUCUGUGCAGUUACUGUGAGAGCAAUCAGAAAAGCAGAACUUGAACACUUUUGUUCUUAAAAGUUGACAGCGAGGAGUUUAAAGUCAGACUUUCUGCUGCUCGUCUGCUGCACUCGCUUCACUGGAGUUCAGAGAACAGGGGGGGGGGGGGGGCGCUCGCUUUGGUUCACAGCUAUGCAGAAAUUUGCACAUGAGUUAAUGCAACGAGGAAACAUGGUGUUGAUCUACGCUUUUAGAAGGGGAACGGGGGAAGUUGGGGCUGUAAUUUCCCAGCUGAGCACAUCUUCCUCAACUUUCAGACAAUCUGCGCACAAAACGGCAGAAAUAAAUAAGCUAUAUUUCAUUUAGUAGUUGUUGCUGAGCCAGUGUGUGAUGUUGGCUCUGAGUUUCUGUUUUAAAUGUCUGCGCGCAUCGGCCUCCAGGCUUUCAGGGACUGAAUGAUUCUGAACGCUGAUCUUUUUUUAAGAAGUCAAUAAAGUUCUGCCAUGUUUUACUCAUGAAGAUGAAAUUCUGUCUGUGGCGCAAUCUGCUGUCAAAAUGAUCUGAAGAACAAUAAAAAGUAUAUUUAUAUCCUGA